Molecule: messenger RNA, 1146 nt
Organism: Podospora pseudocomata
Lineage: Eukaryota; Fungi; Ascomycota; Sordariomycetes; Sordariales; Podosporaceae
Exons: 2
Coding region: 1-1146 (381 amino acids)
Biological process (GO): negative regulation of transcription by RNA polymerase II
Cellular component (GO): nucleus
Molecular function (GO): transcription corepressor activity; NAD+ binding
Source: RefSeq, a predicted model, not a curated record
AUGGCAAAUUCAGCUCCCAAAGUGGCCGAAGCCGAACGAUUCGAAACGGACCGGGCGAUUUCGCUCAAGGCCAAAGACAUUGCCAACCUGAUCAAGCACAGCAAGCAUUUUAUUGUCUUCACCGGUGCGGGCAUCUCGACUUCUGCAGGGAUUCCCGACUUUCGUGGUCCGGAUGGCGUGUGGACUUUGCGAAAGCAGAAACGCGACGCGCCGUCCAAGGCCACUAGCACGCUGCAAGCCAUCCCCACUCCGACACACAUGGCACUUGUCAAGCUUCAAAACAGGGGAUUUCUCAAGUACCUUGUGAGCCAGAACUGUGAUGGGCUGCACCGUAAAAGUGGUAUCGCGCCUGAGAUGAUCUCGGAGCUGCAUGGGAACAGCAAUAGGGAGUACUGUCGUGACUGUGGAAAGGAAUACAUUCGAGACUUUCGAGCUGUUGCACCUUACACCAAGACAGUCACAGACCACCGCACUGGCCGCAAGUGCAGCAUGCCGGGCUGCAAUGGUGUUCUUCUUGACACCAUCAUCAACUUUGGCGAGUGUUUAUUUGAGCAACCUUUGAAGCUGGCGAGAGAACAUGGCAAGAAGGCCGAUUUCUGUCUAGUCCUCGGAUCAAGCUUGACGGUGCCUCCCGCUUGCACCAUCCCUGAGAUCGCAGGCAAGAGCAAAAGGGGGAAGCUGGGAAUCUGCAACCUGCAAAGCACACCGCUGGAUCAUCUUGUGGACGGGGAAAGCAUGAGGGUUUUUGCGAGGACCGAUGAUCUCAUGAUUGCUGUAAUGGGUCAUCUAGGUCUAGAAAUCCCCCAGUUCGUGCUAAGGAGGCAACUGACAGUGAAGGUGGUAAUGGGGGAGAGGGAUAGAAACCAAGUCAUCCUGCAAGGAGUUGACGUGGACGGAACCCCAAGCACUUUUCUCAAAAGCGUCAGGUUAGAGGGCAGCAGACGACCCGCAGUGACAGAGCCCUUUACGCUGAGUUUCCGCAUGGAUGGACAGGAAGAGCUUCGAUUGAAACUCGAGCUGGAAUUCAUGGGAAAUUACCUGGAGCCUAACGUUGAGAUUGUGCACUCAACCCAAUGCUCUGAGCGUCUUUACUUGCUAGAGUACAGUCCGUAUACAAGGGAGUGGCAGGUUGUGGAAAAAGACUAA